Vigna angularis (adzuki bean) is the source of this 2950-nucleotide messenger RNA. RefSeq lists its product as uncharacterized. Gene Ontology annotation, molecular function: DNA binding. The transcript has 5 exons. The coding region runs from base 146 to 2554 and encodes 802 amino acids. NCBI's taxonomy places the organism in Eukaryota, Viridiplantae, Streptophyta, Magnoliopsida, Fabales, Fabaceae. The record is from RefSeq and is a predicted model, not a curated record.
AACAGUAAUAUCCAUUAAAGUCAUGAAAGAAGUGUGAAAAAAUGAAGUUGGAGAAAGAAAAGGAGAAGAAAAAACGAAGAUAGCAGGAGUCGCUAAUCAGUAUUUUGAAAUCGUGGAAGCUUAAGCUGAACUUCAUCGUUCAGAAAUGGAAGCCGCAGCGUUGAAAGUGGAGUCACUUGCGUGCAUAGACUCAACCACUCUCUCUCACUCCGAGCUUCUCGCCCUUUCUCUCUCCUCUCUCUGCGCCUUCGACCUUCGCGCCACCAAUGACCUCGUCACACCCAAGAUCGACCCCGCGCUCUUCAACGAGAGCGCCGGCUCCCGCCGCCAGACCUACUCCCGCCCCCAGUCCUCCCCGACGGGCCGCCGCCGCCGCCUCGCCGGCCUACUGCCCGCCCCCAAGCCCCCUCCCCUCCCCGCUCACGACCCCGAGAACGCCGAAAACCGCCUCAUCAUCGACUACCUCAAACAACUCAUCCGAGAGGACCCCAAGUUCGACCAGGUCCACCUCGCUUCCCCUUCCCUUCCCCCACCCAAUGUCAAGCGCAAGCGAGGCCGCAAACCCAAGCUCAAACUCCACCUGGAACACUGCUACCGCGGAAUCGACAUUCUUAACCGGAACGGCGUCGCCGUUGAUCUCUCGCAGUUGGCCACCUCCCAAGACCCCUUCGCCGAUGAGCUCAAGAGGCGCACAGAGGGUUUGAGCAGCGAAGAAGAGCUGUUAGGGUUUUUGAGGGAUUUGCCUGGCCAAUGGGGGAGCCGUAGGAAGAAACGCAGGAUUGUUGAUGCCUCGGAUUUCGGCGAUGUGUUGCCGCUCAGUUGGAAGAUUCUUCUCGGUUUGAAGAGGAAGGACGGUCGUGCGUGGAUCUAUUGCCGCAGAUACAUUAGCCCUAGUGGACAGCAGUUUGUGUCUUGCAAAGAGGUUUCUUCAUAUUUACAGUCUCUUCUGGGUAAUGGUGAUGGGCAAUCGCAAAGUAGUCGCAGGAGUGAAAAUGUAGUGCAGGAACAGAUCGUGCCUGCUGAAAAUUCUGCUGGUGUCACUCCUGAACGUCAAGAUCAGAGACAGAUUGUUGCCGUGAACGCGGAGGUGCCUGGGUUAUUUGCGGGUGCUCGGGAAAGAGUCAAGGAGGUUGCCUUGUUGGGAAUUGAAAAUCUUGCAGAUGUGCAGAUUCAAGAUCUGUUUGAGUGUCGCAAGUGCAAUAUGAGUUUUGACGAGAAGGAUUCGUACUUGCAGCACCUGUUGUCAGUUCACCAGAGGACGACAAGGCGGUACCGGCUUGGUUCCUCUGUUGGAGAUGGAGUUAUAAUUAAAGAUGGGAAGUUUGAGUGCCAGUUCUGCCAUAAGGUGUUUCUGGAAAGGCGUCGUUACAAUGGUCAUGUGGGGAUUCAUGUUAGGAAUUAUGUGAGGAGGGUAGAAGAUUCACCAGGUCAGAUUAAUGUCCAGAGGACAGAUGACAAGUCUCCAGUAAGGGAGGACGUGCCAUUAAGGAUAUCUAAGAUGGAUGCCCUCAUUGAAAUUGCUCAAAACUCUAUUAUGGAGGGUUGUGUCACGGAACCCCAUCAUUUAGCUAAACUGAAUGGGAUUCCUGCUUCGGAUGUUGCUGUUGGUUACUUGGACCAAGAUGGAAACUCUGAGGCUCCAAUCAGUGAAAAGCAGAUGGAAGAUAGCUUGACUAAGAAAAAUGUGGAUCAUCAUGGAAUGGAUGGAAAGGUAGAGGAAGUUGAUAAUGAUAACCGUGUGAUAGAUGUAAAAAUGGUUACUUUUCUUGAUAACAUGGGUUUGUUAUCUGUAAAUAAGCAAGAUGUUAAAGCAUCCGAGACUUCUGAAGUAAAAGAUGAUGUGGAAUUGACUAUUGAGGAACUGGAUCAAUCUGGGAUUGAUUUGGAUGGUGUUUCUGAAGUUCAUUUAUCUGAACUUAACAUGAUACCAGAAUCUGAAAAGGGUGAAAAUUCUGAAUCUUCUAAUGCUAAAGUUCAGUUUAAACCUGAUGAAGGCAUUAGUAACAAGAGUGAUUUGGAAUUUGGUUUAAAUUGCUUGAAGGAUGUACCUGUUACCGUUAGCACUGAUGUCCAAGAGAUGGUAAUGGCAGGUUCUGAAGAAAAUGUGGUACAUUCUAGGGCUUUUAACUCCUCUAUAUCCACAGAACAACCUAUGGAUUGUUUGCCUGCAUUCAGCUCUGAUAAGGGAGGAAAACAGUUUUGCCGUCUUGAAAAUGAACAUGAUAACGUGAAGGGUCUCGAGGAAUUGAGGUUUGAUGAAAUAGAUAGUGUUGAUUAUGAUUUUGCAAGGAUUCAGGAUUCUCCUUCUCCGCCUGCUGUAUCAGCUGAAUUGGCCAAUGACGCAGUGAUGGGAGAGACGUUUUUAUCCUCAGUUCAGUUUGAAUCACAGCUUACAACUGUAUGUGUAUGGUGUGGAAUAGAGUUUAACCAUGACGCUGUCAAUUCUGAAAUACAACCAGAUUCUGUUGGAUUCAUGUGUCCAGCUUGUAAAGCAAAAAUCUCUGGUCAAAUCAACGUGUUGGACUGUGAAUCGCCAAAUGCUGGCUGUCUAUAGACUGACCAAAAUAACAUAAAAAUUGCAGCUAUUAGGGGGGAGGGAAGGGACUUCAAUAUGCUUUAUUCUUUUUCAGAAGGAAUCUGUAACGAAUUUACUAUUGUUGUCCGUUGUACUUGUCACACCUGUAGUGACAGGCAACCUUGUAUCAUAAUUCGUGUCGGCUUCAAAUAGAGCUUCUAACUUUGGGUGCUGAAUGAUCUUCGAGAGACAGUAGAAGGAGGUGAUGAUGAACUGGAAGACAGCAUUUGGGAUGGAAUACUUGAUUUAUUGUAUUAUGGUUUUUAUUCUUCUCGUAUGGAAUACUUGAUUUAUUGUAUUAUGGUUUUUAUUCUUCUCGUAUGUUGUAUUGUCGUACAUAGCCCUGUUCGUAUGAGAGCCAAUUAUUAUCUUGUA